GCAAGUGACCGGACACAUACACACACGUUCGUGCGAGUCAGACGACCCGAAUAUCCUUAUACGCUCGUUCGUACGACUCAGUAUCAUCAACUCACCCGUGCAGCAGCUUGUCACCACGGAUAUUGGUAUUCGUCUUGGGACUCGUCGUCCGGUUUCCGGAAAAUUCGUUUUGAAACAAUUUCAGCGUUAUCCUGGUCCAGCGAUUCGGAAACGGAACGCAGUCGCCCGGCCGAUUUGUCUCGACCGCUUCAAACGCCUCCGGUGCGUUAUCGUACUGCGUUAUCAUAAUAUCUAGGUCUCCGGCCUCGAAAACGAUGUCCUCUUCGACAGUGUCUUCAGAUUAGCAACCGGCCGUCUACAAUUUUCAGUGAUGCGGCAAUGUAGCUCUUCAUAUCGGAUGUCUGGUUUAGAUCGGCGAACAAACGUAGACAUACAAAUUUUGAGUGCUGCUAGUAAAGCAAUUGCAGAAAAAUGCUUUUGGAACGCGUGCAAAGCAUUAUCUUUUGGAUUGUUUCUGAUGGCUGUCGGAGCCAUAAUGGCCAUUAUUGGAUAUUACGCGGAACAGCUUUCAUCAGAUGAUAUUGUUACUAAAACUGAUAUUGGAAAUUCGAGUACAUCCAUACGUACAGCAAAAACAACAAAAAAAUCAUCUCAUAUAUAUAAAUUGUCAUAUGCUGGACCAAUUGUGAUGGGCGUUGGAGGGUUCAUCGUGGUGGCGGCAUGCGUGAUGACGUUCGAGGCGCGCGACCGGGCGGCGAAAUUCAUGUCCAACCAAUUGAAAAUAAUGGGCGGCGGUGGCGGCGGCGGCGGUACCUUGUCGGGUCAUCGCGGCCACGGCCGGCAGACGCCGUCCGCCGGUUACCUGUCCAGGGGCGACAGCGGCCGGAGCAGCUACCAGAACCCGUGCGACGGCGGACGGCACAAGAUGAACAAGAGCCCGUCGGCGCCCAAUCUGGCGGCCGCCGCGUCGUCGUCGAACCGCGGCCCGGGCGGCGCCGGACAGCCGGGCGUCGGCAGGCUGCCACUGCGGCACAAGCACGCCAUGCACGUGCUGUCGUCGAGCGGCGGCCGAGCGCUGCUCAGCCCGCACACGCUGCGCCGGCAGGCCAUGUCGAUGGACACGCAAGACUACAACCCGCUGUUCUCGCCGCCCCGUUCCCGGCACAGCAGCUCUGGCCUGUUGGCGUACAGCAACAGCAACUGCAGCAACGUCUUUGGAAACUUCAACUGCAACGGCAACAAGCGGCGGCGACGGCAGCAGGAGUCGUCAACGGACCCGAUGAGGACGUCGUAGGGAUCGCGGGGCUCGAUGGUGCUGGACCUGCACGUGCCCAACGAGUGUCCGGUGACGAUGCGGGUGCGGGACAGGAGCCGCCGGUCGGACACGGCCAAGCGGCAGCUGCGCAGGCAGACGCCCGUCGAGUUGGACGACACGAUCGUCGCGUACGCGGCCACGGCGGGCGACCACGCACGUCCGCAGCAGGCCAAGCGGUGCACCACGCGGUCGGCCACUUGCGACGUGCCGAGUCACGCGGUCAAGUCGAAGCGCAGGCGACAGGACUCGAGUUGCUCGGACGUGGUGGCGGCCCGUCGGCGGUCCGGUUCGCCGGGUGUGCGGCGGCGAGGCGGCGGCAGUUGCGGCGGCAGUUGCAGGCGGCGGCGCGGAUGGCGUUCGUCGGCCAACGACGUCGCCGACGCCGCCGAGUGGGCCAGGACUGAACCGAACGCCGGCGGCGGUUCGGCCGUGUCGUCGCCGCAACAGUCCGCCGACCGGCAGACGACCGGUACGACGCCCGUGCGACCGCAGUCUCCGCCGGCCACCGACGCGGACAGCAGCAAGAUGUCGCUGUCCAGGACGUGUUCCGACAUCGUGUCCAUCGACAAGUCGUUCGAAGAGUCUAACUACAAUAGUUCGUAGACAGACGAUUUGCCGUGUGCGCUUGACUCGCAAUCCACUCGAGAGUGAUCAUCUCGGUCUGUACACGCGUAUAAUAUUAUUAUUAUUAUAAUUAUCAUUAUUAUUAUUAUUAUAGUACCGUAUUACGAUAUUGUGUAAUAUAAUUAGGCGACAUACGACGACAUCGCAAGGGGUGUAUGUAAUUUGCGCCAAAAACAAUCCAAAAAAAUAAAAAUAUAUGUCAUUUGCGCCACAUCUAAAAAUUUAUUUUGGCGAUUUGCGCCAAAUAAAACUAAAUAAAAAGGCAUUGUAUAAUUUGUACCAUCGUUUACCUACUAAAAUUGUAAUUUGCGCCAUUUUUCACCUUAUUAAGUUUAGUAAUAAAAUAUAUAAAAAUUAUGUUGGACACGCGUCGGUACGUAUUAUUGUAUAUAAUAUGUACUAUGCGAUGCAGUAAAUUUAUCUGCUGGUAAAUUCCAACUGCAAUUGAAGUUGAAAGUGUGGCGCAAAUUACAUAUUCCAUUUCAUUUGCUGCCGUGGCGCAAAAUACGAAAAUUAAUUUGUUUAUGUGGCGCGAAAUACUGUUAUAUUUGUAUAUUUUGCCGCAACUUACAUACGUACUUAAAUGUGCCUAUUCGUGGCGCAAAUUACAAGUAAUUAAAUUGGCGCAAAAUACCAUCUCUCACCGCAAGUGUAUAAUAUCAUGUAAUAUUUUAUAGGGUUGACGGUAUUAGAGGACCGGAGGUUUACCAUCAACGGAUAGUGUAAUGCCGUGCGCGGUAUUUCGGUAUCGAACGGUAUGCCGUUCAAGCGGUAUUCGAGUGUUGGCCGGUAAACCGGUUAACCGCAAUACCCGUCAACCCUAAACGAGAUCAUACUUUCGCCGCUGCGUAAUAAUAUUAUACUUCGUGGCGCGCGUCGUCGUGAUGCAUGUCAUAAUAUCAUGUAAACUACCACCUUAAAUCGCCGGUUUACACGUAUAUAUAUAUAUAUAUACGUACUAGCUGACAUCCGAUAUAAAUGAUUAUCGUUGUGUAGUGUAUGUUAUUAUAAAUAUACUUUUUUUUUUUUUUUACAUCCAUAUAAUAUGUACAGUCGUUAAACAUCGAUCUACUUACCGGAUGAUUCGUUUAGCGUAAAACACGUUGUUUAUUUAUUUAUUUUUCUAAAUUUAUAAACGUUUUUGAAAA
This is a messenger RNA of Melanaphis sacchari, 3087 nucleotides long. RefSeq lists its product as uncharacterized. The record is from RefSeq and is a predicted model, not a curated record. NCBI's taxonomy places the organism in Eukaryota, Metazoa, Arthropoda, Insecta, Hemiptera, Aphididae.